This is a messenger RNA of Athene cunicularia (burrowing owl), 1537 nucleotides long. RefSeq names its product TRAF interacting protein with forkhead associated domain (gene TIFA). NCBI's taxonomy places the organism in Eukaryota, Metazoa, Chordata, Aves, Strigiformes, Strigidae. The coding region runs from base 226 to 789 and encodes 187 amino acids. Gene Ontology annotation, biological process: canonical NF-kappaB signal transduction. Gene Ontology annotation, molecular function: protein binding. The record is from RefSeq and is a predicted model, not a curated record. The transcript is spliced from 2 exons.
GACUUCUGGAGUGCUAUGCAGCCCUUGUGACAGAUGCGAGACUGCUGGGAAGAGUUCAGCACAGAGCGGUCUGUCACUUAGCUGUGGUCACCGAACACACCUCUGGCAAGGUGGUAGGAAGCAGUGGUUGGCAUGGACUGAGUAGGUUCAACUCCCACUUCUUCGUUCCAGUGUUUUUGUUACAUUUACUGUCAGCCAGUUUGCUUUCUGAGGACUCAUUUCAUCAUGACCUCUUUUGAAGAAGCUGAAACUGAAGAAACAGUAACGUGUCUCCACAUGACCUUUUACCAUCCUUGCCAAGAAGACAAGAUGAUGUUUCGUUGCUUGAAUUUCUGUAAGCGAGAACAGGUCAGGGCAGAUGAAAUGGCCAAGUUUGGCCGUGAUUCCAGUGUCUGCCGUUACAACUUAAUGGAUACUCGUGUUUCUCGGAUUCAGUUCUCACUGCAGUUUUACAGAAAACUGAACAGCUCAGAGUUUUGUUUUGAGAUAAAGAACAUGAGCAAGAAAACAAAACUGAUAGUGGACCAAACAGAACUAGGAUACUUAAACAAAAUUGACCUGCCAUGGAAGUGCAUAAUUUGUUUUGGGGACUACCAGAUUUUAGCAGAGAUUCAAGAAGGGGAGUCCAUGGAUUAUUUUGAGACUCACUUACACUUGGCUGAAGUGCCAAUCUUACAGGAAAGAUGCCUGCCAUCACUGCAACCUAUACCAGAGAAUGGCAUUUCUUCUUCCUUGUUUCCUUCCCAAGACAAAAGCCCCAUAGAGAUUGAUGAAAAUGAGUCGUGCUAGUGGGGAGAAGGAGGCUGGAUCAGAUUUUGAUCAUUUGAAACCUGCACAACUUCUGAAACCGAAGGCUGUCAUCUCAGUCCACUGCUCCUGAUGGUCCUCACCACUGCACAUCAUUCUUCUUACUUGGUGUUUUCAGCUCAGGCAUACCAGAACAUACUUCAUUCAACAGAAACAGUUUCCUGCCACUGUCUCACCAAGCCAUGAAUGCUCUCAGAUCACCACUGUCUGUAUCAUAAACAUGUGGGAGGCACAGAGAGCCACUCAAAUCCACUGCAGCAGUUCCAAUUCCAGAACUGUGACCACAUGCCUUGAAGGUAUACUUAACAGGCAUUACUAUAGAGCAUGUAGAACAGUGUUUUAGCCCCAGCAUUGGUGAGCUAAGUAGGGACAUAAUGUCUCAGCACGUUUAUUAUACUUCAUGCUUUGCUUUAGCCAUGAAAUUCCAAAUGGUGUUUUCAAGCUUAGGUUGUAACUUUCCAGAUUUUGCAGUAUAGAAACACUUUGUCAGUAUCGUCUUUUAAAGUUAAUGUUUUUAUUAACUUUGCAGUGAGAUUUUUGUCUAUUUUUAAAUUAAUUAAAAACACAUAUUUUUUGCAAGUUAACUACUUUUGCUUGUGAAUGUAAAGAAGCAUGCAGUGUCAGUGAUCACAGUAUGUAAAAAUCCAGAUAAAUUUUGUAAUAAAAGCAUUUGGUUGCCUAGUAAGGAUUUACUGUCUUCUGCAACUACGAUCUAAAAGCACUUAUGGUG